This is a messenger RNA of Laccaria bicolor S238N-H82, 2277 nucleotides long. RefSeq lists its product as uncharacterized. The coding region runs from base 1 to 2277 and encodes 758 amino acids. Gene Ontology annotation, molecular function: 3'-5' DNA helicase activity; ATP binding; four-way junction helicase activity. Lineage: Eukaryota; Fungi; Basidiomycota; Agaricomycetes; Agaricales; Hydnangiaceae. Gene Ontology annotation, biological process: double-strand break repair via homologous recombination. The transcript is spliced from 27 exons. The record is from RefSeq and is a predicted model, not a curated record. Gene Ontology annotation, cellular component: cytoplasm; chromosome.
AUGGCCCAAGGGAAAGUAUGCGUGAGCGAUGUGUGCUACCGUAUCUUGACCCAAACAUUUGGUCAUACCGCAUACAAAGGGAAACAGAAGGAAAUUGUCGAAGCUGCUGCCUCCGGUCGAGAUGUUUUGGUGGUGGCUCCAACGGGUAUGGGGAAGAGCCUAUGUUUUCAGGUGCCCGCGCUGGCCGCUGAGCACGGGACGACCAUUGUAGUCUCCCCACUCCUGGCUUUGAUGAAAAAUCAGGUCGACAACUUGCGAAGUAAAGGCGUUCCUGUCGCAGCUUUUACAUCAGAAACGACAAAAGAGGAGAAAAAAGGGAUCAUCAAAGACAUGUCGUCCAGUCGUCCAAAAAUUAGGCUGCUUUAUGUUACGCCUGAGAAACUCCUGACACAAGAGUUUCAACCUUUACUGGAGGGCUUAUUCGACGACGAACAAUUGAACCUCCUCGUCGUCGAUGAGGCGCAUUGCGUAUCCGAAUGGGGUCAUGAUUUUCGCCCAGAAUAUAGACGUAUUGGAGAGUUCCGUGAAAAGUACGUGGGCAUACCGAUAAUGGCACUCACCGCAACCGCUACGGAAGCCGUUCAAGAGGACAUCGUUCGAAGUUUGAAGAUGUCCAAAGAUAAUCUUUUCUGUGCCCUUCAUCCCUUUAAUCGUGAUAACUUGUAUUACCAGAUCAAGUAUCUUUCCGCCCCAGACGACAGAUCAAAAAUGGCCGAUGUGUUUGAUUAUAUUACGACGCUUUACAGACGGAGGGGGCGGGCGUCUUCGGGUAUAAUUUAUUGUCGGAAACGGGUGACCUGCGACGAGCUCUCGAGCUAUUUGAGGGGGAAAGGCCUCAGCGCAAGGCCAUAUCACCGCGGUAUUGGGUCUGCAACCCUAGAUGCGACGCUGAAAAGAUGGACUGGUGGAGGUUCGGGUGAAGAAGGUAGCGUGGACCUUGUAAGCUUUAGCCACAACUACGCACACAUUUCCACUGGAAUAUUCUUGAAGGUCAUUGCCACCAUCGCUUUCGGACUUGGGAUAGACAAGGGGGAUGUUAGAUACAUCAUUCAUUACGACGUCCCAAAAAGCUUUGAAGGAUAUUAUCAGGAAACUGGACGUGCUGGUCGGGACGGAUUGCCAUCGAAAUGCAUUCUGUAUUACUCUCGAGAAGAUGCGCUAUAUAGUAAACGAUUGGCGACAAUAUCAAACGCGAACCGUGUCAAGGAAGAUAAUGAGGGGCUGCCACCUACUCAGAGAGCGAUUGACAGCAUUUCUGCACUCAUUCAAUUCGCCGAGAGCAGUACAAUUUGUAGACAUGUAUCUAUCUGCCGUUAUUUCGGCGAAGCCAUUGACGUAACGGACAAAGAACUUGUCAAGACCUUCUGCAACAGAAUGUGCGAUGUCUGCAAAUACCCCAAUAAGGUACAACAGCAAAUCUCAAAUCUAUCUUCCUUGGAGCAUGCGAGUUCUCGCGUGGACGGUUAUAUCAUAAAAGCUGCUCAGAAUAACGCGCACUCGGGAGGUGACCAACAAGCUUGGCAGAAAAAUAAUCAGAGACCCCAGAGUCGAAAUUCCUUCGGGGAUAACAAGCGAACUGGUCCUGAACAGGCGGGCAAUGUCACGAAGAAAAUUAAACCUGCACUCCCAACGAUGCUUGUUACCAAACCAUUCGGAUCAGCGUCAGGUCUGAGUAAACCAUUCAAGCCACCAAGUUUCGUUCAGAAGCCACCGAAAGUUGCGCCGCCGUCAGAGUUGGAACCAGAGCCAGAGCUUGAGGUCAAUCCACCGGAGCAGAUGGACUUUAACUAUGAUAUUCCUGAUAUCGUUGAGGAUGACGAAGAUAAUCUGGAUGAGGUUUUUCGAGAAUCUUCUCCGGUAACUUUGCCUGAUGUCGAAAUGGAGUUGGAGAGCGCAUUUUCGAACAAAAUACCUGCGGAAAAGCGCGAGGAAACAUUCGACCUUAUUCGCCGUGCACUUUACAAGAUCUUCGUCGUGAAACCCAAUCAUGAAGAACUGUGGGCCAUGCUCCAACAAAGUCCCUCUGAUGGGGAUGCCAGAAAUAAUGUCCUCUUCGAGACCGCUCGAACGAUCGAAUUUUCAGUGUUUUGCCUCUGCAGCACGCUAGAAGGCUACAAGCGGCGCUCGCAUACAACGAUGGUGGCGAUCCGCUUAUUAUCUCAAGCAGAAUUUUGGCAUCGACAGGAUGCUGAUUCAGAAGACAUACGGGAGAUUACUGACAUUCUUCAGCGGCAUUGCUUAGAGAACGGGAGGAAUGGAACGGAAAGGGCAUCUUAA